GUUGGCAAGAUGAAAGCUUUGCUGGGACUGCUACUGGCGCUAAUGGCAAUGGCCGGGAUCAGGGCCCGGCCCCAGAAUCCCUUCGAUAGCCUCAGCCUGGGCGCCAUGAGUCUGGCCGGGAAUAUCGCCGAGGCUGUCCAAAGCGGAGCCGCCCUGAGCCGCAACAUGGAAAUAGACAAUCCGCUGAUGUCGCUGCGAUCCAAGACAGCGGUAGGCUAUGGCGAUGCCAUGAGGCAACCAUCAGGUUCGGAUUCCUCCGAUGAAGAGGAUCGACGACGCCGCCGUAGCCUGCCCAGCCUGGUGCAUCGAACCAAGCGAGCACCCUGCUUCUGGAAAAUGUCCAGCAUGGCCACCACGGCGGCCUCCGCCGAUGAUGAUGUGGAGGCGCGUCGCAGGCGAGCUGCUAGAAAGCGGGCCGCCAACAAUGCCUCCCGUUCGCGGGUCAGUCCCAAGACAAGUGGCAAGAAGAAGCUGCAGCGACGAAGGCGCCAGGCGGAGUCCCAGAACCCCUUGAACCCGGAAGCGGCGCUGGGCCUGGGCGAUCGCAUCAAGAGCAUGUGGCUCUCGUUCGUGGACAAUGUCACGGAUGUGGUGCAGCAGAUGCGCCAGAAGAUCACCGAAUCGGCCAGUGCAACGGGAUAAGGAUAAGGAUGAGAAUGAUAUAUAUAUUUUUUUGUUUGUUUUUUAAGUGCAAUAAAAUAAAGUGUGCAUAUGGAAUACCGGAA
Molecule: messenger RNA, 725 nt
Organism: Drosophila kikkawai
Lineage: Eukaryota; Metazoa; Arthropoda; Insecta; Diptera; Drosophilidae
Source: RefSeq, a predicted model, not a curated record